Molecule: messenger RNA, 2553 nt
Organism: Musca domestica (house fly)
Lineage: Eukaryota; Metazoa; Arthropoda; Insecta; Diptera; Muscidae
Exons: 2
Coding region: 1336-2553 (405 amino acids)
Molecular function (GO): catalytic activity
Source: RefSeq, a predicted model, not a curated record
AGUUUAACACCCGCCGCGUGCGCCUCAUACUCGGAGCAAACAGAAACAAGAAAAAGUGAAAACAAAAGACAACACACAAAAACACACAAACCAACUAACUCUCUUUUAUUAACUUUUUCUUUAACAAUACAAAAAUUCAAGUUUACGUAGACUUCAAAUUAUAAGUUUAAAUUAAUUAUCUUCCCAAAAUGGGAGGUAUCCUCUUUGAUAGGGGCAAAUCUGUCCUCAAUCCAGAGUCACUACAACCGACUUAUUUAGUUAUGUCCAGAUCGGGAAUACACGCAGAUAAGGGGUUUUCAAACGUUUCACCGUUCUUAAUCCAAAAAUCUAUCAGCGCAGUUGGUGGUAACAUAAUAGAUUGCAAAAAACUCCGAAGUGGUCAGCUGCUAAUUCAAUGCACAAAUGGAAAACAAGCAAACAAAAUUAUACAAAUGCUGUCUCUAUCUUCCGUUGUUUUCGUUAAUGUUGAAGAACACAAAACAUUGAAUAUGUCCAAAGGCAUUAUCUAUACCAAUGAUCUGAGGGAUUUAAGUGACACUGAACUGAAAGAGGAAAUCACAAAAUUGAAUCUCCAAGUUACUGAUAUAAAACGAUUAAAAAGGCGAGAUCCAGAAACGCGAACAUUGACAAAUGUGGAUUCUGGUUUGUAUAUACUAACGUUUAAUACUAGAGAUCUUCCCGAAAACGUUUUCAUUGGCUUCUUUCGAGUUAAGGUCCGUCACUACAUUCCAAAUCCCCUCAGGUGUUACAAUUGUUUUCAAUUUGGACACGUGUCUGAGAAAUGCACGUCAAACGUCAAACUUUGCCCACACUGCAGUAACACAGUACAUACGGAGAUCAAAGAAGAUGGUAAACGAGAAAAAUGCAACAACACCCCAAAAUGUGCAAAUUGUGGAAAAGAGCAUAACAGCUUCUCCAAAGAAUGCACCACUUACAAACGAGAAUUUGCAAUUCAAACUAUACGCAUAAAAGAGAAAAAGAGUAUACACGAAGCAAGAAAAAUUUAUGAGAUGAGGAACCCUCUACCAACAACAUAUUCAGACAUUUCAAAAUUGCCAACUAUUAACAAACAAUGCAGUUGCGAAUGUCGAUGCAAACAAAAUACUCGAGAGAAAAAUAUAACUCAAACAGAAAAAACAUCACCAACAAAAACUAUAAAAGAAGCCUUAUCAACUAUCUCUUCUAUUCGAGAAGUGAAGAAAACAGACGGAACAAAAAUUUCUCUGAUACCAAAAGGUAUAUCAAAAAGAAAAAAGAGAGAACUGACUAAUACAGAAAAAAAGAAAAAACAAAACACAAACAGUGAAGAACUGAACAAAAUAGAAACAAUGGAAGAUGAAACAUACAACAGCACCAGCUCAUAUGACCAGUGAAUAUCAAAUUAUACAAUGGAAUUGUAAUGGAUUUAACAAUCAUAUAGAUGACACCAAAUUAUUAAUCUCAAAUAUUAAUUGCCUAGCAAUAUGCAUACAAGAAUCAAAAUUUAAAUCAAAUUAUCACAAAAAUAUCAAAAAUUUUAAAUGUUUUUAUAAAAACUUAAAUACAACAAAUACUGCUCAUGGCGGUGUAUGUAUUUAUGUAAAUAAUAUGGUAGAAGCCUCUGAACUCCAACUCAAUACUGAUUUACAAGCAAUAGCUAUUAAAAUUAGUUUUCCUAUUAAAUGUAUAUUAUGCUCGAUAUAUCUUCCAGGGUCGGAAACUUUAUCUAAAAGCUCGCUAAAUAAUUUAAUUAAUCAAUUCGAUCUCCCUUACAUGUUAUUAGGAGAUUUCAAUUCUCAUAAUACCAUGUGGGGAUCUGAAAAAACCGAUCAAAGAGGGAAAAUCAUAUAUGAUUUUAUAAAUGAAAAUGAUAUAAAUUUAAUGAAUAAUAUAAAUUGUCCAACCCAUGUUAGUUUGGCUUAUAAAUCAUUCAGUCACAUUGAUCUAAGCUUAAUAUCUCCACAAAUUGCUCGAUAUUUUGAAUGGACUGUAUGCGACGAUUUACACAACAGCGAUCAUUAUCCUAUACUUAUAAAGUAUAAAGAUUUUUCUCCAUCUUUACAACGUAGAGAAACUUGGAAUAUAAAUAAAGCAAAAUGGGACAAUUUUCAAUGCGAACUUAAGGGUUCUUUUAACGCAUUUAAUUCAAUUAAUGAUUUAGAAGAACACAUAGUCAAUUCAAUCAUAGAAUCUGCAAAAAAUGCCAUUCCCAUAAAAUCUUCCACUGUUAAUAAACGGCAAGUACCAUGGUGGAACCACAAAAUAAAGACAUUGAUUAAGGAAAGAAGAAAACUUCUAAAAAAAUUUAAAAAUAAUAUAAAUUCUGAGAAUCUUGCAAAUUACCUUAAAAUGAAAGCAACAAUUCGCAAAGAAAUUCGCGCUAGCCGUAAAAAAUCUUGGAUUACAUUUUGUGAAACAAACCAUACCACUGCCCCAGUUUUCAUGCAUUGUUCUCGGCGUAUCCGAAAAAUGGCAAAUAAUCGUUUUGUCACUGAACUGAACUCACUGACACCACGCUUCGAAGAACUGCAAUUGACUAGCAUUACCAGGACACGUGAUCAUAUUGAGGGAUAA